Leucoraja erinaceus (little skate) is the source of this 7539-nucleotide messenger RNA. RefSeq names its product NEDD1 gamma-tubulin ring complex targeting factor (gene nedd1). Lineage: Eukaryota; Metazoa; Chordata; Chondrichthyes; Rajiformes; Rajidae. Bases 217 to 2265 code for a protein of 682 amino acids. The record is from RefSeq and is a predicted model, not a curated record. Gene Ontology annotation, biological process: mitotic cell cycle; microtubule nucleation. The transcript has 16 exons. Gene Ontology annotation, molecular function: gamma-tubulin binding. Gene Ontology annotation, cellular component: ciliary basal body; spindle pole; pericentriolar material.
CGGAGCAGCAGCGGUUGGUGCCAGUGGCCGGUCGGUCGGCCUGAGCUGUCCCGUCCUGUCCUGUUGUUCGCCGGGCGGCCGCACAACUACCCGCGCUCAUCCGCAGACCCCGCUCACAACUCGGGCUUCCGUGUUCAUCCAGCCCUUGUCCCAAGUUCGCCCGGAGAGAGCAGCCCGGGAGGGGAGGGGAGGCGGCCGUGGCCCGCAGGACAUACCAUGCAGGAAAGCAUCAAAUUAGCCUCGUGUGGGGAUGAUAUUAAAAUCUGGGAUUCGGUUUCCAUGACUAUAGUGGAACAAUUUAAUCCUCAUAAGAAGCCCUGUGAAAUAACUUCUGUUUGCUGGACUGCCGAUAAUCAGUGUUUGUUGAGUUCAUCCAGCAGUGCGGAUAAGAUUGUAUUAUCAACAUGCAAAUCUACUCCAGUUCCUAUAAAGGAUUUUGCAGAAGGGAGAAAACAGACAUGUGUAAGUCUGGGUUCUACUGGCAAGUGUAUUGUAAGUGGCGGUCUGGAUAACACAGUUAAUAUCUGGGAUGCAAAGUCGAAGAGAUGUCAUAGAACACUGAAGGAUCACAGGGAAGCAGUGACUUGUGUAUGUUUCAAUUGGAAUGACCACUACAUAGCCUCGGGUUCAUGCAGCGGUGACAUUAUUGUGCACAGUCUGACAACAAAUAUUUCCAGUUCUCCGUUUGGCCAUGGAAAAACGCAGCCAGUGCAAGACUUGAAGUAUUCCAUCUUUAAAAAAGCUUUGCUGGGAAGUGUCCACGACAGUGGAACUGUAACUCUUUGGGAUGUUAAUACACAGCAAGUUCACCAUACGUUUGAAAAUGCUCAUAAGGCUCCAGCUUCCAGCUUGUGCUUUUCACCAGUAAAUGAUUUGUUGUUUGCCACAGUUGGUUUGGAUAAAAAAAUAAACUGCUAUGAUUCCUCCAGCAAAAUGAUAUUACGAACUAUUUCUGUUGAGGCCCCUUUGACUGCAGUUAGCUUUAUGACAGAUGGAGCAACGUUGGCUGUAGGAUCCAUCAGAGGAAAGAUUUAUGUGUAUGAUUUGCGAGUGACCUCUUCACCAUUAAAAGUUGUCAGUGCCCACAAGAAAUCUGUUCGCUGCUUAAAGUUUCAGAAUGGUCCAACACAAAUCAGGUCAAAUGGGAGCAAGAGCAUUGUAAACAGGACUUCGACCGUGUUGUCAACUGGAGCCAUGAAGAGGCCUUCAGCUAAGUCGAACAGUGCACCAAAAGAGCCCCUGGAUUUUGCUACACUAAUGACAACUGCUCCAACUGUUAAAGUAACUCCUUUCAUUCCAGAAGUCAAAGGAGCUGAAGCUAAUCUAGAAGGGAAAGGUUUAUCACAUAGUACCAGUUUAGAUGUAAUUCCAUCCAAAGAUACGGAAAAUACAAAAGUCACGGAUAGCAGUGGUAGCUUUAAGAACCUUGAUUGUUUGGGUGGAAACAGCUUUGGAGAUGUAUUCUCACCAGUUCGAGACGAUGUUUCGGGGUCAAAGGCAAGUGAAGACAGCGUGGCAAGAGGAAAUGGUUUAGGAGUUUCGCCAGAACUGAACACCAUGUUUUCCACAAGAACUAAUCCAAUGGGUUCUUGUACAAAGGGAGACUUGCACUCCAGCUCCUUGCAUGGCUUUUCAUCGCCAUCUCCUGUGAAGGAACCGACACAGUGCCAUGAGAAGAUUUCCAUCAGUAGCCAAAUCCAGAGUGGGAGGCCAUACUUGAAAGAGACAUUUGCCCAGGGAAUUGACAUGGGGUUCCUGAAAUCAAAAAUGAUAGAGCAGAAUGGUCAGGUGGAAAAUAAGAAAUUGGAACAGUUAAGCUCUUCCAUAACUGAGACUGGAAUCUUGUCUAUGCCUCUAACGUCUUCCAUGGUGAAAACACCUGAACUGGGGGAAAGAAAAGGAAGAGUAUCUUUUAUCCAGGAAUCUAUGGAGCAUAAUUCUCCCAUAUCUGUUGCAAAUAUGACUGCUCCUCCAGGGAUUCCUAACAUGUCUGAAAAAUUUGUGGAUGCACUUGGAAGUGAAGGGCAGCAAUUAACAUCCGCUCAAGUUCAAUUAAUAAAGACCAUUAUACAAGAUACUUUGGAGGAUUAUAAAGAUGCUUGGCACCGAGAUAUCGUAAACCUACAGCUAGAGAUGAUCAAACAAUUCCAAAUCCAACAGAAUGAAAUCCAUGGUUUACUUGAAAGAUACUCCAUUAAUGAAGCUUUAGUGGCAGAAAAUGAGAGAUUGCGAGAAGAAAAUAAGAGGCUACGAGCCAUGUUUUAAGAUGAGAUGUUGCUGAGAGCUCGCUAAAGCAAGAAGGUUUUGCACUGAGAAGCAGCAAUAAUACCCUGCCAUAAGGCAAGCAUAGGUGAAGACUGACUUCAACGCAUUAAUAUUUAAUACGUAAAUGUUUUGUACAUCACACCAUUAAUCGCAGAGUAGCUGGCCCAUUUUGAUUCUAAAAUGAGCCAAAAAACAGCUGUCUCAAUGGAUGGAAUGUAUUAAAAGUCUUUUCAGAUGCAAUACAACGGAAUUUUGAUAAAUGUUACAAAUAAUCUUCCAGAAAAUGUGCCACAAUCAGGAGUUUUGCAUAAUAGAAUUGAAUGAGAAAGGUGUAUUAAAGCUCAAAGUAAAAAUCAUACUAAAGGUGGGAUAACAUGCAUUGUUCAAGAUUCUAAAGCGUAGGUUUUACAAAAAAAACCAGCAAUAAAUGAAAAUAUACUCAAAGAUAGAUCCCGCACACUGGGUAAAGAUUAUUUUAUAAAUUGGCAUUUUCUACUUUUUACAAAUUAUUGUUUAUUUUUGUCUGACAAUAACCAUACUUACUCAGAUACUUAAAUCGUUGAUUGCUAUUUGUGAAUAUCUUUACUUAUUUUCCAUCGGCUGCCUAAAAACAAUAACUCUACUAGUUUCUGUUCAUUACAAGCAGUAUUUUUACUACUGGAUAAGCGAAUCUAAAUAUUUGAACGUUGCAUUAAUACUGAGUAGAUGGUCUAAAGUGCCUUUUUCAGAUUUCUAAAUGAGCAGGUUACACAGGAAUUCUGAUACACUGUCAUUGACUUGACAUUCAGCAAUUGUGUAGAAUAGCCAUUGUUUAUAUUACGUACACUAUUUUGUAAAGAAUUUGGAGUGGAUUCUGUUUUUGAAUUAACAUUUAAAAUGCAGGAUAUUUUUAAUGAAAAAAAUACUAUAUUAAAUGUGGUUUGCAAUAAAUAUAUUCGUAAGCGUUUGGUAUUUCAGAAAGCACUUAAAAGUAAAUUAGCUGGAAUUGAAUCAAAGAAAAGAUGGCAUGUUUUUAUAAUAAUCAAAAUGCUUUAAGUAAAAAGAUUGGUUCUAACAGCAACUUGCAUAUAAUUUACUGUAUUGUUGCACAUUUCAGAUAGGAAUUUAAUAUUUUUAAAUACCAUGAAGUAUUCCGAAUCCAAUUCCGUUUUAAUCAAUUUCCAGCCAUACUAGAUUUUGGAGUAUUGGAAGAAAAGGCUGUAUACAGCAAAGACAUUUCCCAUUUAGUAAUCUUCACAAAUUAAGGGAAACACUUUAUAAAUAGGAUGAAAAGUCUGAUACUUGCUAUGUUCCGUUGAGAUCGGUAUAAUCCUGGUGCUUCAGAAGCUGAAUUCAGUACUCAGUGAUGAUAAUUAGUCCGAAUGAAACAAGGUUAUGAAGUUUCUCUUAAGGAUGAUUUUUUGAGCUUCAGCCCAAUAUUUUUAUAAAAGUGGGAUUGCUGGCAAAUAAAAUGUCAUUGCUGCCCUUUGAUUUUCCAACUGUUCUGUUCUGUUCAGUUCAUCCUUUGAACCAGGUCAUCGUAGGUAGCAAUGAGAACUGUGUACAAAACAUGCCUUUAAUUUCAUUGUUUUUUUAAAUAUGAGCUUUAGAUGAAGUUUAGGGAUAAAUAAGUGAAGUUGGGGCAUCUUUUGUUAUUCACUUUCUGCCAAUUCACCCAAGAAUUUAAAUAGGGACCCCUGUUAUAGAGGCUGAAAGAUGAUACCCCUGACACACUCAAUGGUGCCAGGAGUGGGCCUGCAUUAUGAAUGCAGCCCGAGCUUGCCUUUCUGAUUAAGACGAGUAUGGUAUCAAAUAGGCAAAGCUGAAUCUUAUUGAGGAGCUGGAGUGAAGACCAGAAGACAAAGUGAAGGAAAUCAUAGGACAAGUGUACAGAAGAAGCUGCCAGGGGUAGUGGAAAGAUGGCUACAAUGCAGCAUUUAAAAGACAUUUUGGCAGCUUCAUGGAUAGGAAAGGUUUAGAGGGAUAAUAUGAGAGGUGUAGGCAAAAGGCAUUAGCUUGCUCAGGCAACUUGGUUGGCAUGGGCAAGGUGGGCCGAAGGGCCUGUUUCUGUGCUGUAUAACCAUUUGACUGACAAAAUGUGCAUAGAGAUGGAUUUUCUUUAAUCAGGAAUGACAAAGCAAUUUUAUAGAAUCACAUAGGAAUAGCACCUUCAUAGAAACAUAGAAAAUAGGUGCAGGAAUAGUCCAUUUGGCCCUUCGAGCCUGCACCGCCAUUCAAUAUGAUCAUGGCUGAUCAUCCAACUCAGUAUCCUGUACCUGCCUUCUCUCCAUACCCCCUGAUCCCUUUAGCCACAAGGGCCACAUCUAACUCCCUCUUAAAUAUAGCCAAUGAACUGGCCUCAACUACCUUCUGUGGCAGAGAAUUCUAGAGAUUCACCACUCUCUGUGUGAAACAUGUUUUCUCAUCUCGGUCCUAAAAGGUUUCCCCCUGAUCCUUAAACUGUGACCCCUUGUUCUGGACUGCCCCAACAUCGGGAACAAUCUUCCUGCAUCUAGCCUGUCCAACCCCUUAAGAAUUUUGUAAGUUUCUAUAAGAUCCACUCUCAAUCUUCUAAAUUCUAGUGAGUACAAGCCAAGUCUAUUCAGUCUAUCUUCAUAUGAAAGUCCUGACAUCCCAGGAAUCAGUCUGGUGAACCUUCUCUGUACGAUAAGAAUGUCUUUCCUCAGAUUAGGAGACCAAAACUGUACGCAAUACUCCAGGUGUGGUCUCACCAAGACCCUGUACUCAGCCCAUUGAGUCCAUGCUGACCACAAACCUUGAACAUUAUUUCACAAAUUACUUCAUAUUACUUAACAUAGACCAUAAACAUUUAGAUUCACUCAAACUUAAUUCUAUUUUUCCAACAUUCUCUCAACUUAUGGCAGAUUCCACCACUCACCUACACACAGUGUAGGUGAGUGGUUUGAAGUGGCCAGUUAAUCUACUCACCUGCGUAUCUUUGGUGAUGUGGGAACAAACCUGAGUUGCUGGCGGUAACCCAUGUGGUCACAGGGAGAUCAUGUCAACUCCACACAGACAAUGCCAUGUGGUCUCUGCUUCCGCGAGGCAGUGGCUCUGCUAAUAGUGUUUGAAUUUAUAAAACUGGUGACUGAACAUGAUAAAAGCAAACAUGAUGAGAGAUCACAUUGGGCAGAGUCCAGAAUAAAAAGCAGCGAUGGGGUGGUAAGACAUUGAUGGUCAUGAGGAUGAAUUUAUAGAUGUAAUUGCCAAUAAUUGCUGUGGUUGUUAAGAUCUGGUAGUUGUGUUCUGAAGAGCCUGAAAACCCGGUGGUUUUUGCAAAGUUAUCGACUCAGUUGGCAUAUUAACCCUAAAACCAUGAUCUUGCCACAGACUGACUGUCGGCCAAGCAAGAGAGCCAAAUCCCACUUCCCAGCUCUUCAUGUGAAGCAUUGCAGUUGAACACACGUCAAAUGCUCAACUGUGUAUUUAUGUGGUACAGCGCCCUCCAUAAUGUUUGGGACAAAGACCCAUCAUUUAUUUAUUUGUCUCUGUACUCCACUAUUUGAGAUUUGUAAUAGAAAAGAAAUCACAUGUGGUUAAAGUGCACAUUGUCAGAUUUUAUUAAAGAGUAUUUGUAUACAUUUGUUUCACCAUGUAGAAAUUACAGCUGUGUUUAUAGUUCCCCCAUUUCAAGGCACCAUAAUGUUUGGGACACAUGGCUUCAUAAGUGUUUGUAAUUGCUCAGGUGUGUUUAAUUACCUCCUUAAUGCAGGUAUAAGAGAGCUCUCAGCACCUAGUCUUUCCUCCAGUCUUUCCAUCACCUUUGGAAACUUUUAUCGCUGUUUAUCAACAUGAGGACCAAAGUUGUGCCAAUGAAAGUCAAAGGAGCCAUUAUGAGACUGAGAAACAAGAAUAAAACAGUUAGAGACAUCAGCCAAACAUUAGGCUUACCGAAAUUAACUGUUUGGAACAUCAUUAAGAAGAAAGAAAGCACUGGUGAACUUACUAAUCACAAAGGGACUGGCAGGCCAAGGAAGACCUCCACUGAUGACAGAAGAAUUAUCUCUAUAAUAGAGAAAAAUCCCCAAACAACUGUCCGACAGAUCAGACACACUCUUCAGGGGUCAGGUGUGGAUUUACCAAUGACCACUGUCCGCAGAAGACUUCAUGAACAGAAAUACAGAGGCUACACUACAAGAUGCAAACUACUGGUUAGCCACAACUAUAGGAUGGCCAGGUUACAGUUUACCAAGAAGUUCUUAAAAGAGCAACCACAGUUCUGGAAAAAGGUCUUGUGGACAGAUGAGAUGAAGAUUAACAUAUAAGAGUGAUGGCAAGAGCAAAGUAUGGAGGAGAGAAGGAACUGCCCAAGAUCCAAAGCAUACCACGUCAUCUGUGAAACACAGUGGUGGGGGUGUUAUGGCCUGGGCAUGUACGGCUGCUGGAGGUACUGGCUCACUUAUCUUCAUUGAUGAUACAACUGCUGAUGGUAGUGGCAUAAUGAAUUCUGAUGUGUAUAAACACAUCCUCUCUGCUCGUUCAAACAAAUGCCUUAAAACUCAUUGGCUGGAAGUUCAUUCUACAGCAAGACAAUGAUCCCAAACAUAUGUUAAAGCAACAAAGGAGUUUUUCAAAGCUAAAAAAUGGUCAAUUCUUGAGUGGCCAAGUCAAUCACCUGAUCUGAACGAAAUUGAGCAUUUUUUAUAUGCUGAAGAGAAAACUGAAGGGGGCUAAUCCCCAAAACAAGCAUAAGCUAAAGAUGGCUGCAAUACAGGCCUGGCAGAGCAUGACCAGAGAAGACACCCAGCAACUGAUGAUGUCCAUGAAUCGCAGACUUCAAGCGAUUCCAUUGUUGCAUAUCCAUUGCAUGCAAAGGAUAUGCAACAAAAUACUAAAUAUGACUACUUUCAUUUACAUGACAUUGCUGUGUCCCAAACAUUAUGGUGCCUGGAAUGUGGGGGACUAUGUAUAAACAAUGCAAUAACUUCUACAUGGUGAGACCAAAAUGUAUAAAAAUGGCCUUUAUUAAAAUCUGACAAUGUGCACUUUAACCAUAUGUGAUUUUUUUUUUCUAUUACAAAUCUCAAAUUGUGGAGUACAGAGGCAAAUAAAUAAAUGAUAGGUCUUUGUCCCAAACAUCAUGGAGGGCACUGCAGUAUUUGCUUUGUCUACUUUUCAGGUAGUCAACCUCUCACAACUCAACAAGGUUCCCAUUAAUUCCAUCUAGGCCUUUUACCUAUUGCCAUAAAGCCAAAUCCUUUGUAUUUUGUCCCCUGCCAAGUGAAAUAUGUUCCUUCUCUUUCACUGAAGAAAUUGAAUAAAUCUAUACACCAA